AAAACUCACAAAUGUAAUACCUCCAUUGGAGUAUACAGAAUUAGAGAUAGUAACAAAACAUAAGGCAGAGAAGAAUGAUUAGCUUAACCGAAAGACUUCUAAUGGAGAAAGCAAUUUUACUUCUUGUUUUAUUUGUUUCACUGCACAUUCAGAAAACCUACACCGCUGAAAUUGCCAUGAUUUCAGAUUCAAGCUUCUUGACAGAAGCAGACACGUUGGUCUCACCUGCCGGAAUUUUUGAACUUGGGUUUUUCAGGCCAGAAAGCUCUAAUAACAAAUAUGUUGGUAUAUGGUACAAGAAAAUAUCUGUUCAAACGGUGGUUUGGGUUGCCAACAGAGACAUCCCAGUCAUGGCUGCAUCAUCCGGCACACUGAGGAUCGUCUCUCCAGGAAAUCUCGUCCUCAUGAAAGGGAACGACACAAAUGAUGUAAUCUGGUCAACCAAUACAACCUCAUCAGGUAACGUAAUUGUACAACUUGAAGACAAUGGAAAUCUAGUUGUCAAAGAAAGAAUAGAAGAGAAGAUUCUAUGGCAGAGUUUUGAUUAUCCAACUGAUACUCUUCUACCUGGCAUGAAAGUAGGGAGAAAUUUCUUAACGGGUAAGGAAUGGAUACUAUCGCCAUGGAAGAGUAAUCAAGAUCCAGCUCCAGGUGAAUUCACAUGGAGCGCUGACACAAGCGGCUAUCCUCAGAUCGUACUAAAACAAGGCACAACAGUCAAGUUCCGAGGUGGACCAUGGAAUGAUGUUUGGUUUAGCGGGGAUUCUGCGUCCACCAGGAACAUCAUUACAGGAGAUAUGGUUAUUAAUGAAACAGAGACGUAUUACAGUUAUUCUCUUCUCAAUAGCUCUGUUAUCUCAAGGCUCGUCUUGAAUUCAUCUGGGCAGCUAGAACGUUGGGUGUGGGUGGAUGAUGGUGAAAAAUGGCAGAUUUUCUAUCAGUUACAAAGAGAUUUCUGUGAUGGGUACAACAUCUGUUAUGGUUAUGGAACCUGCAGUGUUCUAACCUCACAAAGAUGUUCUUGUUUAGAUGAGAUAAGAUUCGUGCCAAGAAACCAGAAUGGAUGGGAGACAGCAGAUUGGUCGGGUGGUUGUGUGAGACAAACACCAUUGGAUUGCAAAAAUGGAACCGAUGGGUUUAUCAGGUACUCUAAUGUGAAGUUGCCUGAUACAGAGUCUUCAUGGUUUAAUAUAAGCAUGAGUCUGAAUGAAUGUAGAGAAAAAUGCUUCAAUAAUUGUACUUGUAUGGCGUAUGCAAAUAUAGACAUUAGACAGGGAGGAAGUGGGUGCUUGCUUUGGUUCGGUGAACUUUUGGACAUGAGAGAGAUACCUGAUGGCAAUGGUGGUCAGGAUAUCUUUGUAAGAAUGGCUUCCUCAGAAAUAGAAAUAGCUCAACCAGUUUCAGAGAAUAAGGAGAGAGCAAACCUUAAAAUCAUCUUACCAGUAGUUUUUCUUGGGGUUCUUCUGAUAGGCUUGGGCUCUACAUGGUUCCUUUUUGCAUGUAGAAAAAGGCGUGAUUCACAAUCAAUGAGGCAAGGUAAGAAAAAUACAAAACUAUAA
Messenger RNA from Lactuca virosa, 1559 nucleotides. Lineage: Eukaryota; Viridiplantae; Streptophyta; Magnoliopsida; Asterales; Asteraceae. The record is from the annotation of a GenBank genome assembly.